AAAGUAACUUGAUCUUUCCUCUUCACUCUCCCUCUUUCUUUUUCUGGUCUUUUCCCCUACUUUCCCUGUAGUAGUUUCUCCCUUUUUUUCUUUUUAUUAAUUAUGCUAAUAUAGGUCUUCUCGCAAGCUGGGAAUCUAGGUUUUAAAGGAUUUGCAGAGAAGUAAUUUAUAGAUGCUCAUGGGUGACGAGGCUUCUGCUUCAUAUAUUCAUUUGGUUCAUCAUCUGAUAGAAGAGUGUCUAUUGUUUAACAUGAGUAAAGAAGAGUGCAUGGAUGCUCUCUCCAAGCAUGCAAAUAUCAAGCCGGUGAUUACCUCUACAGUGUGGCAAGAACUGGAGAAAGAGAACAAGGAGUUCUUCGAGGCUUACACGAGGAAGAGAGAACAAAGAGCAAAUGAAAUGGAAAUAACACGAAGCAUCCAAAACAUGCUGGGUAACCCCUCCUUGAGAGACAAGAAGAACUAGCAAGAGCCCAUUAUCAACAGUACUCCUACAAUUCCAUAUAAUGAUCAUAAAUAUAUAUAUAUAUAUAAUGAUUUUUAUGAUCAUAUAUGGUUUACCCAAUUUUCUUUUCUUUAAAAGGGAGAAUAUAUAUAUAUAUAUAUAUAAUCCCUAUGUCUUUUAGAUAUAUCUAUUGCCUGCUCAUAUGUCAAUAGAAGGCAAGUUGUAGGUAGUAGUACUACAAGGUAGAAGGCGAGUGAA
Carica papaya (papaya) is the source of this 700-nucleotide messenger RNA. Its product is annotated as argininosuccinate lyase. NCBI's taxonomy places the organism in Eukaryota, Viridiplantae, Streptophyta, Magnoliopsida, Brassicales, Caricaceae. The record is from RefSeq and is a predicted model, not a curated record.